This is a messenger RNA of Protopolystoma xenopodis, 378 nucleotides long. The record is from the annotation of a GenBank genome assembly. Lineage: Eukaryota; Metazoa; Platyhelminthes; Monogenea; Polystomatidea; Polystomatidae.
UUAAAUUUUCUUGGUUUUCUAUGGUUUCACUGUGGUUAUUUACCGUCCAAUGAUGCAACCUUAUUUCGCGGUAUCAGGCUAAUUACGCCAAGUGGUGUGUCUAGUGUCGCCGGCAGUACAAUAAUGCUGGUCAACGCAGGCAUGGAGACGCCAGGCAGCGCAAUUGAACUUCGCAAGCGUAGCAUGAUUGAGGCCGCAAUGGAGGCUUCUAGUGGACUCGUGACGCCAUCUUCCCAGCUUUACAGAGUUCUACCAGAACGCUCGGCCGUCAUUAAUCCAAAUGAGAUGAUGGGUAGCACCAAGCUCUACGAUGUGGCUGGAGUUAGCGGUGCGCCAAAAGGCAUAGAGGUGAAGAUUUUUCUCCGAUUAUUACUAUAA